AUGGCGGAUCUUCCAAAAGAGCGCCUAGACGGUUCUCACGCCUUUGAGAUCACAGGCGUAGACUUUUGUGGCCCGUUUUUCUACAAGCCGGAGGCACGCAACAAGGCUCCAAUCAAGUGCUACGUCUGCGUCCUCAUUUGUUUCGCGACCAAGGCCGUUCAUCUGGAGCUGAUCAAGGAUCUAUCGACAGUCUCUUUUCUCCACGGCCUAAAGCACUUUAUAUGCACCAGACGAAAGCCACGGCAAAUUUGGUCAGACAACGGAACCAAUUUUGUCGGUGCAAGGAACGAGCUCGUGGAGCUAAGACGCCUGUUUCUCAGCGACGAUCAUCAGAAGGCGGUUCUGGACUUCUGUUUGGUUGAGUCCAUUGAUUGGCACUUCAUCCCGCCGCGCUCGCCGCACUUUGGUGGCCUAUGGGAAGCCGCAGUGAAGACGGCCAAGUACCACUUCUAUCGAGCGAUAGCCAAUUCGGUUCUUGGAUUUGACGAGCUGCGGACGCUGUUAUGCCACAUCACGGCAGUCAUUAAUUCAAGACCUUUAGUUCCCAUUUCAGAGAGUCCUGCCGAUCUUGACGUCUUAACUCCAGCACAUUUCUUGAAUGGCGGCCCUCCUGCUUCAUUCACUGAGCCUGACGUCACGAAGCUAAACUUCGAUCGCCUUGACGCCUGGCAGCGCGUUUCUUACCUUCAACAGCUCUUUUGGUCCCGGUGGAAGGAGGAGUACAUCUCGUCACUGCAGCAGCGCUCAAAGUGGUGA
Molecule: messenger RNA, 756 nt
Organism: Drosophila obscura
Lineage: Eukaryota; Metazoa; Arthropoda; Insecta; Diptera; Drosophilidae
Exons: 1
Coding region: 1-756 (251 amino acids)
Biological process (GO): DNA integration
Molecular function (GO): nucleic acid binding
Source: RefSeq, a predicted model, not a curated record